UGAAGGCUCUCAGGAGAUGCUGGUUCCUGUUCUUCCUUGGGGCUGCAGCUUGGGCACACGAGGCUCUGGUGUCCAUUACAUGUGGCCAUACCCGGAUCUCCGUGAUGGUCCCGGCUGCUCUCCUGGGGCCCCGUGUGCUCCAUGGGGAGCUGACCCUGGGGUCUGGCUGUGGGGUGACGGCUGCUGAUAGGGAUGGCUUCCGGCUGGAGCAUCCCCUCAUGGGCUGCGGGACCAGGCUGGAGCUCCUUCCUAACACCAUCCACUACAGCAACAUCCUCCACUACCGCCCCAUAGCCAUGGGGCCCGUGGCUCGCGCCAGGCCCUUCUCCCUGCCCGUGGACUGUUACUACCCCAGGACAGGCAGCGUCUCCUCCGGACCCAUCCGCCCCACUUGGGUCCCCUUCGGCUCCACCGUCGCCCAGCGGAGACGCUUGCGCUUCGCCUUGGAUGCCUAUGACAGGACCUGGGCCUCCCGCCUGCUGCAGCCCAUCUAUGGCCGGGGGGAGCUGCUGAACGUGGAGGCAUCGGUGAGCACGGGCCCCAUCCUGCCCGUGAGGGUCCUGGGGGAUGACUGCGAGGCCGCCCCGAGCGCGGGGCCGCGGUACAAGGUCAUGGACAAGGGGUGCCUGCUCGGCCGUUCCCUGCCCCAGCGCGGGCACCGCUCCCUCCGCUUCCAGCUGGAUACCUCCCUCUUCCCGAACGCCUCCGGCAGCCAGCUCCAUCUCCGCUGCCACCCGAGGGCCGUGGCCGAGGGCGCCGGCAGCACCGUGGGCAGAACCUGCUCCUAUGAUCCCGUAUCCCGUUCCUGGCAUUCCCGGCACGGAGCCGGCUGCUCCUGCUGCGCUUCCCCAUCCGGCUGCAGGGGCCGGCGCCGGCGCUUCGCCAGCAGCCGAGCGCUCCUGCGGGAAGCCACCGUCCGCUUCGGCCCCUUGGGGCUGCUCCCAGCUCUUCCCAGCUCAUCCCUGCUCCCCACAGCGUUCCCUAGGGCAGCAGAGCCGUCACCUCGCAGCCCCUCGGUGCCCAUAGUGCGGGGCGAGAGCAGGGACUCGGGCCUGUCUCUCCCCAUCCCUGGCCCCACACUGGCCAUGGUGGCCAUGAGCUCCGUCCUCGUUGCCGUGGCCGUGACCGGCUGCUAUUGCUCCAUGCGGCGGCACUGGGGUGAGAACAGGAGGGGGGGCCCCGAGGCAGCCCCGGGGGAGCCCAGUGCUAUGGUCCUGGCCCCCACCGCAGCCAUGGGGCCCCCCCAUGCUCAUGGGGACCCUGCCGUGGUGUGA
Pezoporus flaviventris is the source of this 1274-nucleotide messenger RNA. Its product is annotated as zona pellucida sperm-binding protein 3-like. Gene Ontology annotation, molecular function: acrosin binding. The coding region runs from base 105 to 1274 and encodes 389 amino acids. The transcript has 9 exons. NCBI's taxonomy places the organism in Eukaryota, Metazoa, Chordata, Aves, Psittaciformes, Psittacidae. Gene Ontology annotation, cellular component: extracellular matrix. Gene Ontology annotation, biological process: positive regulation of acrosome reaction; binding of sperm to zona pellucida; egg coat formation. The record is from RefSeq and is a predicted model, not a curated record.